AUGAGCACCAAACAAAAGUUGUGCCUCGUAGUGAUGGGACUAGCUGUCAGUGUGUUGAUGUCUAAUUUCCUGUUGCAAAAACAAAAAGCACUUGAUUUCGUCGAUAACAAUAUUAGAAAGCGUGCUUAUACCACAACAAGGAAGACUGCCCUUCAGUCAAUCGUAAAUAAGGAAAUGCAACAAAAUAAAUCAGCUAUGUUUAUCGAUCGGGCGAAAAUGAUUGGUAAUAAAACUAAAGAGGGCAUUGUCGCUGUGACGAUGGUGAAUGAAGCAUAUCUAGAAAUGACUUACAGUUGGUUAUGUAACACUGUCAAUAUGCAUGUUCAUGAACAAGUGCUUAUUGUUGCCACGGAUGAAACAACAUUGGGGAAACUGCAGCAUGAUUGGCCAAACGUCACCUCCGUCCUACACUCACUUUCUACUACAAAGGUCGAGUACAGGGAAGCAGGGUAUAUACGAUACAUGUUAACCCGGGCUUUAUUGGUUCUUUCUAUUCUCGAAAAUAAUGUCACAAUCCUAUUAUUUGAGGUUGACGCUAUAUGGUUUUCUUCUCCUUUUCCAUUGCUCCAGUCUCUAUUAAAAUAUGACAUAGUUGGAGCACAAAUCUCCAAGUAUCACCAGAUAGCAGGAGGCUUUCUUUUAUUAAAACCAGCAAAAGCUACACAAAUUGUUUUCACAAAAGUAAUAGACAAACUAAAUGGGUUUUUGGAGACAUAUUCAAAUGUUAAAGACGACAAAAAGUUACCAGAUGGUGAAAAUGAUCAGACAUAUUUACAUGAGGCAAUUAUGUCACAACAAAACUUAAAAUACAAAUUACUGGACUUUAACAUAAUUGAAGACGGACUUUGGUACUCACGAUCUCAUAAUGAUUCAACAGAGACUCGGCCACUUGUAUUAAAUAACAAUUGGGUCAUUGGUAACGAUGCAAAAGUAGAAAGAGCGAAAAAAUUCGGACACUGGUUCCUCCACGGUAACAAUUCUUGUGACUUUGAAAAUGUUCAAAAAAUGACCAGAGAUUAA
This is a messenger RNA of Owenia fusiformis, 1020 nucleotides long. NCBI's taxonomy places the organism in Eukaryota, Metazoa, Annelida, Polychaeta, Sabellida, Oweniidae. The record is from the annotation of a GenBank genome assembly.